AGGUGUAAUUGUUUCUCCUAUAAAUUAAGCCAUCUUCUCAACCAAACUCUUCACUCACAAAAGCAUCACACAACACUCUCACACACACUUUCUCUUCUCUUAUUUUCUCAGUUCUUUUAACUCCUUUCCACUAAUUCAAAUGGCCACCGUCGAGGUUGUACAAGUGACUCCAGUAGCAGCUGAGAACAUCGAGGUGCCACCACCAAAGACGGUAGAGUCGGAGGAGGUCACCGCCGUCUCCGAGUCUCUUCCAGCUCCGGUAACAGAAUCUCAAGCGCCUGUCGAAGUAACAACUAAUGACUUGGUCUUGGUAGAAACAGAGAAACCGAUCGAAGAAACAGAGGAAGCUCUAGUUGACACUCCGACGGCUGUGGAGAUAAAGAAAGAUGAAGAAGCUCCAGUUGAAACUCCGGCGGUUGUGGAGGAAGAGAGCAAAACAGAGGAAGUUGUAGAGGCGAAGAAAGAGGAAGAAGUAGAAGAAAAGAAGACAGAGGAAGCUCCAGUGGUUGUGGAGGAAGAGAAGAAGCCAGAAGCAGAGGAGGAGAAACCCACUGAAGUAGCCGCCGUCGCAGCUCCGGUGGAGAAGGCUGAUGAGUAAAUUCGAAGGAAAAAACUGUCUUUUGAAAGACAUAAGAAGAAAAAAACGUUAGCAAGUAAACUAUUUGUUACUUUUAAGUACUUUGUGUCUUGUUUUGUUGUUGAGUCUAUGACUCUUCUUGCUUUUGUGUUUUUUUUUUUUUAAAAUUCUCUUAAGUAUUUUCAAUGGUUACCAUUUUGAAUAAGAUAUACAUUAUGUUAUAUAAAGUUUGAUUGA
Molecule: messenger RNA, 814 nt
Organism: Arabidopsis lyrata subsp. lyrata
Lineage: Eukaryota; Viridiplantae; Streptophyta; Magnoliopsida; Brassicales; Brassicaceae
Exons: 2
Coding region: 140-598 (152 amino acids)
Source: RefSeq, a predicted model, not a curated record